AUGAAGUUGCCAUUUUACCCCACCACCCAUUACGACGCCGAAGUAAUGCCACACCAAACUGCCAUCCAAGAUGUCGAAAAACAAGAGUCUACUGGUAUCGCAAACAAUGAUUCUUCUGUAUUCAAAAGGCUGGGUUGGCUGGACCGCUUUCUUGCUCUCUGGAUUAUUCUGUCCAUGGCGUUGGGCAUCAUCUUGGGCAACUUCGUUCCAGAGACAGGGUCUGCACUGGAACGAGGAAAGUUUGUUGGGGUUUCUAUACCUAUUGCUAUUGGCCUUCUUGUCAUGAUGUAUCCGAUUCUCUGUGCAGUAAAAUUCGAGACCCUACACCGCGCCUUUGCCACCAAAGAGUUAUGGAAGCAGGUGCUGUUCAGCGUCAUAGUAAAUUGGAUCCUGGCUCCAUUCUUAAUGCUCGCCCUCUCCUGGGCAUUCCUUCCAGACGAACAAGGACUUCGUGAGGGUCUCAUUCUUGUUGGACUGGCGAGAUGCAUUGCCAUGGUACUCAUCUGGACCGGGCUGGCUGGUGGCGACAACCAGUACUGCGCCAUCCUGGUCGCGAUCAACUCCCUACUCCAGAUGGUCCUCUACGCUCCGCUGGCUGUCUUCUUCAUCAACGUCAUCAGCCACUCCAACUCCGAAAUAACCGUCUCAUACUCCACCGUGGCGACAAGCGUUGCCGUCUUCCUCGGUAUUCCCCUCGGCGCCGCCAUCGUCACUCGCUUCACUAUCCGCCGCCUGAUCGGCGCCGCGUGGUAUGACGAUGUCUUCCUCAAGUAUGCAGGACCUUGGUCUCUCAUCGGGCUGCUCUACACCAUAAUCGUGCUCUUCGCCUCUCAGGGGAGCCGCGUCGUGCAUCAAAUCGUGUCCGUCGUUCGGGUUGCCGCUCCGCUGGUGGUGUAUUUCUUUGUCAUCUUUGCCCUUACGCUAUGGGUUACCCAUAGGCUUGGUUUCGGCUACGGACUGUCCGCAACCCAAAGCUUCACUGCCGCUAGCAACAACUUUGAGCUAGCCAUUGCUGUUGCGGUGGCAACAUAUGGUGCGGAGAGUGACCAAGCAUUGGCAUCCACCGUCGGACCCCUUAUUGAGGUGCCUGUCCUGCUCAGUCUGGUGUACAUUGUAAGAGUGGUUGGGCGGCGCCGAGGAUGGAAAGAGUGA
Messenger RNA from Lasiodiplodia theobromae, 1152 nucleotides. Its product is annotated as Arsenical-resistance protein ACR3. Gene Ontology annotation, molecular function: antimonite transmembrane transporter activity; antiporter activity; arsenite transmembrane transporter activity. Gene Ontology annotation, biological process: antimonite transmembrane transport; arsenite transport. Gene Ontology annotation, cellular component: plasma membrane. The record is from RefSeq and is a predicted model, not a curated record. Lineage: Eukaryota; Fungi; Ascomycota; Dothideomycetes; Botryosphaeriales; Botryosphaeriaceae. The transcript has 5 exons. The coding region runs from base 1 to 1152 and encodes 383 amino acids.